AUGAGUUCCAGAACUGUUGUGAAAACGGCGCCAAAUCGUCAGUCAUCUACCGGUAAUUUGGACCUGUUGUUUGCGAUCGACCGCUCCACCGAUUUGCCAAUAGAUCUGACAAACCAGCUGAAAUUAGCAACCGAAUUAGUUGAUGAACUGACCGAUGAAGAUAUCAGUGAGGGGCGCAUCCGAGUUGCUAUUAUAAGCUUCGCUCAGAAUGCACGAAUGGACUUGAAAUGGGAUGAUGCGACAAACAAGGCAGAUAUCUUCAAUAAACUUUCGUCUAUUGAAUAUGCCGAUGGUAAUUCAUCUACGGUUGCCGGAAUUAAGCUCGUCACUGAAUAUGCUCAAACGGCUCGACGGGCGGGUGUGCGCCUGAUGAUUAUUCUGGUUUCGGAUGGCAAUAGUCAGGAUCUGUGGCAUUCUGUUACCGAAACUGCCAAGUAG
Molecule: messenger RNA, 438 nt
Organism: Gongylonema pulchrum
Lineage: Eukaryota; Metazoa; Nematoda; Chromadorea; Rhabditida; Gongylonematidae
Source: the annotation of a GenBank genome assembly